Messenger RNA from Morus notabilis, 1984 nucleotides. RefSeq names its product cysteine-rich receptor-like protein kinase 10. NCBI's taxonomy places the organism in Eukaryota, Viridiplantae, Streptophyta, Magnoliopsida, Rosales, Moraceae. Gene Ontology annotation, biological process: protein phosphorylation. The transcript is spliced from 7 exons. The coding region runs from base 14 to 1984 and encodes 656 amino acids. Gene Ontology annotation, molecular function: ATP binding; protein kinase activity. The record is from RefSeq and is a predicted model, not a curated record.
CAAAACGCAAAAUAUGGACCAUCUUCACGCUCUUGUGAAAACCAAUAUUCCUGUUCUUUUGCUUUCUUUUAUUCUCUACGACCUUGCUUGUGGUUUUCCUAAAAGCCCUCCUUACAAUUUCUGCUCAACCACAACUACUUACACCGAAAACAGUCCAUUUCAGAACAACCUCAUUGAUCUGCUCCAAACUCUAACUUCAAAUGCUUCUUCUUCCAAGUUCUACAACACCUCAAACGGCAACGACACGAAUCACAAAGUUUACGCUCUUUACAUGUGCCUCAACUACGUUUCGAGCGAGACCUGCCGGUACUGCAUGACCCGGGCGUCGCAGGAAGACAUCGGAAGGCUCUGUCCCAACUCAACAGAAGCCUACGUUUACGAGGAGUAUUGCCAGCUACGAUACUCCGACUACAACUUCUUCGGCAAGCUGAGUUUCUCGGAAAAUCUUCCCUUAGCCAACGUGCAAAGAAUUCAGGACCCGGAAAAGUUCAGCUCCGUUGUGAACAAAACGUUGAGAAGUCUCACCAAGUCGGCGGCUUUUAAUGCUUCAUCAAACAUGUACGCUACAGGAGAAGCUUCUUAUGAGGAUAAAACGAUAUAUGCCUUAGUUCAGUGCACUAAAGACUUGUCUCCAUAUUAUUGUAGUAAAUGCCUUCAAAGGGCAACGCAAGAUGUCCUUCAUAAGUAUAAUUAUUCUAUCGGGGCAAGGCUUCUUUGUCCGAGCUGUUAUCUGAGGUAUGAGUUGUACCCGUUUUACAAAAAUGGAUCUGACCCUAUUUCUAGUCCACCAGAUAAUCAUAACAAAAAAGGUAACGGAAGGAAAAUAUGGAAAAUUACAACUCUUACUGUUGGAUCAGCUUGCUUGGUGGUGGCACUUUUUGGUUCUUGUGCUUGCUAUCAUGCUGCUAACAGAAGAAAGACUAGAAGAGAUGAUCAAGGUGUGUUUUGCCACAAAAUAUUCAAAAGAAAUUAUCCAAAAGAUCAGGAGUUUCCCUAUAUUGACUUGACAACCAUACACACGGCUACAAACUACUUUUCUGAUUCAAAUAAGCUUGGACAAGGCGGUUUUGGCCCUGUUUACAAGGGCACACUAAAUGAUGGAAGGGAAGUGGCGGUCAAGAGGCUUUCGAUUGGUUCCGAGCAAGGCUCAGAGGAAUUCACAAAUGAAGUUCUACUGAUAAUGAAACUUCAGCAUAAAAAUCUGGUCAGGCUUUUGGGUUUUUGUGUAGAUGGAGAGGAAAAACUGCUUGUUUAUGAAUACAUGCCCAACAGCAGUCUAGAUGUCAUUCUAUUUGAUAAGAUGCGUGCAAAGCUCGACUGGAGUAUACGUCUAAAGAUUAUUGGUGGAAUCGCGAGGGGAAUUCUUUACCUUCAUGAGGAUUCUAGACUCAGAAUCAUCCACAGAGACCUAAAGGCUAGUAACAUACUGCUGGAUUUUGAUAUGAAUCCUAAGAUAUCCGAUUUCGGAAUGGCCAGGAUUUUGGCAGGAACUGAAGGAGAAGCAAAUACUACCACCAUAGUUGGGACAUAUGGAUACAUGGCACCAGAAUAUGCUAUGGAGGGGUUAUACUCUAUCAAGUCUGAUGUUUUUAGCUUUGGAGUACUCUUGAUUGAGAUCAUAACUGGAAGAAGAAAUGCUGGCUUUCAUCAAACAAACCGCGCUCCAAACCUCCUUGGAUAUGCAUGGCACGUAUGGCAUGAAGGACAAGUGCUGGAACUGAUUGAUCCACUGGUUGCUGAUUCUUGCGACCCUGAGGAAUUUCUAAAUUAUCUCCAUAUUGGAUUGCUGUGCGUUCAAGAAGAUGCAUAUGACAGACCAACUAUGUCGUCUGUCGUGGUAAUGUUGAAAGGUGAAUCUGCAACUCUUUGCCAGCCCAAACGACCAGCCUUCUCCGCGGGGACAUUUACACACCAUUGUGAAUCAGGUGUCAAUUACAGUUGCUCUGUCAAUGGUGUCACAGUUUCUGAUGUUAUGCCUCGGUGA